Molecule: messenger RNA, 3120 nt
Organism: Pseudovirgaria hyperparasitica
Lineage: Eukaryota; Fungi; Ascomycota; Dothideomycetes; Acrospermales; Acrospermaceae
Exons: 4
Coding region: 250-2859 (869 amino acids)
Biological process (GO): proteolysis
Molecular function (GO): serine-type peptidase activity
Source: RefSeq, a predicted model, not a curated record
CAGAAUCCUAUCAUAUGCUUUUGGGGCCACAGCGACCCAAAACGCCCCCAAUUCAUGCAACCUCAUACUCUAAUUUAGACAAAAGCCUUACCAUCUCAGGCACGUGUAGGGACUUGGUAACUAAUCACCUUAUCAUGUAAAAGACUGCAGGCGGCCGCCUCAGGAUGAGGCUGUAGGGGAGCGGACUGCAUCAGACUCGUGUCGUUCAUUUUCAUACACUGCGCUCGCGUGCGUUGUCAUUCUCUCAUCAUGUUUGGCGUCGACGUUGUUGGAUUUUUGGGCCUCGUUUGUCAGACGUGCGUUACACCUCCACCAAAUGCCCAGGGAACGCCAAUAGAUAUCGGAACAGUGCUUGGAGCAGGCGAUAUACCCAACCCUUCGCAGACUAUCUGUGGGCAGAUCAUCUCUGCGGUCGACAAUGAAGGGGCUCUUGCAUUUCUUGCCCGCGAUGCCUACGAGUGUCUGUUGAGUGUUCCAUUCUACGCGGAUCCUGCUGUCCGUUUCAUCGAGUACUAUAACACGACGAUGCAAUUUCACAGCACGAUCCCUUACCUCAAGUCGCCCCCCGAAGAGUACCAGCAACCAGCUUUCGAUUUUUACGCCGAGUUGAGCAGAAUCAAGCAGAAUGCGCUCAACAACGCAUACAAGAAUCAAUAUGAAUUUGAAGCAGACAUGCAAGGUGUCGUAUAUGCCUUUCAUGACGGGCACGUCGACUUGGUCUCGGGCAUCCUCGCUGCAUUCUCAUUCUCAAGUCCGUACUAUAUUACAUCUGCCUCUCCAGACGGCAAGGCGGUCCCUAAAGUCUACAUAACAGAUGACAUACUUGCACAUAGAGAUGGUUAUACUGUUUCAGCGAUUUCGUCUAUCAAUGACCAGCAUCCUGAUACUUACUUGACAGCAUUCGCAGCUCUGAACUCUAUUGGCACGCUCGAACCACACGCCGACUACAAUCAGUUAAUGUCAUAUCCUGCGCAGCAAAUCAUGGGUGCCCUGAAUGCAUUUAGUGGUGGCGCAACAUUCUACCCUGGCGACACGCUUGUCUUCAAAUUCGAGAACGGAUCCAGUCUUGAGACGCAAUGGGUUGCUUACUACAACGAGGUGGACUUGACUGGGCCUCUGAAGACGCCUGGGGACUUUUACAACUACUUUGUGUUAGGGCUUCUACCAGCUGCCUGUGACCCCGAAUGCCCGUUGAAUGACCCUAUUGUUUCGACCUCAAAGCGGCAAGAUGAUAAUGAAGGCGGGGAGAGCGAACUUCAGUCUUGGUCGGAAACGAGCUUUGGCGCCUACCCAGACCCGGACGUUGUGCAAAGAGAUCUCUCUGUCACGGGUGGAGGUGUAUUGACCGGAUACUUUCUCAAUGACUCCUCCACUGCAGUUCUCAGUAUCCCGACAUUCGAGCUCUACGGUUAUGACAUUGGAAACUUCUCGGCAUCUGUCAGUGAAUUCAUCACGAGAGCAAAGGAGGCAAAAAUAAAGCGUGUUGUGAUCGACCUGCAGCAAAAUCCUGGAGGAUCAGUCUUCCUAGCCUAUGACACCUUCAAGCAGUUCUUCCCGGAGUUGGAGCCAUUCGCUGGUAGCCGCAGGCAUAUACAAGAUAUGGCCAACUUUUUGGGAACAGUCCAUACGACGUACUGGGACUCGCUCGCGAAUUCGGACGACGAAGUCGCCCAGUACAACAGGUCACUCCUGGCUGCUGAUGAAUGGGUUAUUACAGACAGGCUCAAUGCGGAUACUAAGGCAAAGUUCCAGAGCUGGGCGGAAUACGCUGGUCCUCGCACUUUUCUCGACACUACCUAUUCCCUUACGGAGCGCUACAACUUGUCCGAUCUCGAUUUUGCGGCAGCUGCUUUCGACAAUUGGGUGGCCUAUGGGUAUGGACCAGAGAACCAAAUUUCGACAGAACGGCCAUGGAACCCAGAGGACAUUGUGCUUCUUACCGACGGCCUCUGUUCUUCUGCUUGUGUUGUCUUUGCCGAGAUGAUGAGCUACCAAGGCGGCGUCAAAACAAUCGUAGCCGGUGGACGACCACACGACGGACCCAUGCAGGCUGCCAGCGGGAGUCGAGGAGCCCGCCUAUACUCAGCAGACCUCCUCGACGUAGACUUUGACUACGCAAGCGGCCUCAGCACCGAAGCCGCCUCCAUCCUGCCCCAAAACCGCGACAGUGCCAUUUUCACAAAUUACGCAGGCUUCAACCUCCGCGACCAGAUCCGAGAUGGCGACAACGUGCCCCUUCAAUUCAAGUAUCUGGCCGCAGACUGCCGCAUCUACUACACCCUCGACAACGCCUACAACAUGACCCAGCUCUGGCUCGACGCCGUGCAAGCAACCUGGAACGACACCACGCUCUGCGUGCAAGGCUCCACCGGCCACACAGCCGCGAAAGACGCCACCCCUGACCUUGCUGCACCACCCAAAGAAGCCCUCGUGCAAGUCGAGGAAAAACAUGUCAUCGCCGGCGCCGACGCGAUCAUCUCCACCAUCGAUGUCGACGUCGGUAUCACAGCCGGCCCGCGCGAUGUCCGCAGCACACCUUCAAUCCAGCUCUGCACGUCUGCCGGCGGCUGUCCGUCCAACAGCAAAUGCACAGAGACAGAAGUGCGCUGCGCCAAUGGCGAGUACAAGCUUAUCAACGUGUGCCUGCAGAAAUGCAAUAACCGGAAUGCGGCUAGUGGGUGUAGCGGCUCGACGUAUUGCCAUCCGCUGGCGUUGCAGAAUAGCAAGGUGUCGACACUAAGCGAGGACUCGACGCUGCAAGGGCCGAAUGGAGGUGUGUCGAAUCAGUUGUACUCAGGUGUAUGUGAGGUCGGACAAGAUAGUUCGGCGUUGAGGUCGCUCGGCUGUCCGAGGAGGUAGUAGAGCAUUCUUACCUGUUACGUUUGACAUUGCAUGGGUUAGCGGUUGGGAUCAACGACUUUAUUUUUAGGCAAUAUAUAGAUACCAUAGCGUAGUGUAUGUAUUCGUAAUUCUGCAUACAUUCGCAGCAGUUAUGCAUCGAGAUGGGAGGACUAUUACCCCUUUUCGCACCACUGCAAUGCUGUAAACACAUGCGUCGGCUAAGCCUGCUAGAACCCAUUAGGAUCUCAUAUCUAUAACAAUACUAGCAUUCGUACAGAC